Molecule: messenger RNA, 1424 nt
Organism: Lampris incognitus (smalleye Pacific opah)
Lineage: Eukaryota; Metazoa; Chordata; Actinopteri; Lampriformes; Lampridae
Gene: dnaaf4
Product: dynein axonemal assembly factor 4
Exons: 9
Coding region: 1-1239 (412 amino acids)
Biological process (GO): heart development; cilium movement; outer dynein arm assembly
Molecular function (GO): nuclear estrogen receptor binding
Source: RefSeq, a predicted model, not a curated record
AUGCCCUUGUCUGUUCGGGACUACUCGUGGACACAGACGGAAUCGUGUGUUUACGUACAGGUGCCUUUAAAGGGAGCGAAGCCGGAGAAGGUUGACGUACUGUCUACGGACGAAUAUAUGAAGAUCCAUUUCCCACCAUUUCUUUUUGAAGUGUUCCUGUAUGAGCCUGUGAACGAUGACAAAAGCACCGCAAAGAUUGGAAAUGGGGUUGCAGCUGUUACCCUGCCCAAGAAGACGAACGGGUUGUGGGCCCAUCUCAUGAUAAGUAACAUUUCAGAUGAUAAAGACAAGAUGAAAGAAAUCAGAGAGCGAGCUCUUCUAAAAUACAAGGAAAAGAUGGCCGUACAGUCAAAAGCCAUGUCUGUAAAAAGACAAGAAGAAAAAAAGUAUGCGCUGCAGACGAUGAUGAAGCUUGAGCAGGAAGAAAGGGACCUGAUUCAGAAAAUGAAGGAUGAUGAACGAGAGAAAGCAGCAGCCGAGCUGGAGGCAUGGAAACUGAAGCAGAGACAAAUAGCAGAGGAAGAAGCCCAACUGAAACAGCAAAGUCAGAGAACUAAGCCGGAUGACAUGAAAACAAAAAAAAAGAUGCCUGUGCGUGGGUUUUCAGGUGGAAGUGAAGUCAAACCUGGUAACAAGAAAAAACAGGUGGAGUUGCCUGCACCGAGAUCCCAGGGCAACAUUCAAGUCAAAUUUACCCCAAGAGUGUUCCCCACAGCCCUCAGGGAAUCACGAGUGCCAGAGGAGGAAGAGUGGCUUAGGAAGCAGGCUGAAGCAAGACGUGCAGUAAAUGCAGACCUUGAAGAGCUGAAUGACCUAAAGGAGGAGGAGAGGAACCCUGACUGGUUGAAGGAGAAGGGAGACAAAUGUUUUGCAAAUGGCAACUACCUGGGUGCAGUGAAUGCCUACAACCUUGCAGUAAAGCUAAACAGAAAGAUUCCAGCUGUAUUUUCAAACAGGGCUGCCUGUCAUCUGAAAUUAAGAAAUUUUCACAGAGCUAUUGAGGAUUCUUCUCAGGCACUUGAUUUGUUGACACCACCAGUUGCUGACAAUGCAUCUGCCAGAGCGAAAGCACAUGUACGACGAGGCACUGCUUUCUGUGAACUGGAACUAUAUACAGAAGGUCUUCAAGAUUAUCAAGCUGCUUUAGUGAUUGUGCCACAAAAUGAAUCGCUGCAGGCAGAUACUCAAAGGAUAAGAGAACUUAUUCAAGGGAGUGCAACAAGCCGCAACAAGCCCUGAUAAAUAGUAAAGAAAAUUAAACAAAAAAACAGAAAAAUAAUAAUUUGUAUCAUCAGUCUGUAGAUUUCAGUUACACAAGGACUGAAUAAAAAAAUAGCUUAAGCAAAGCCUUUCACAUGUAUAAUUUAGAUAUGCCUGUUUCUCAAAUGUGCACUGAAAUGUUAGUAUGAUCAAUAAAUUGUGAU